Messenger RNA from Pelobates fuscus (common spadefoot toad), 1767 nucleotides. It is a transcript of the gene WWTR1, whose product is annotated as WW domain containing transcription regulator 1. The record is from RefSeq and is a predicted model, not a curated record. Gene Ontology annotation, biological process: positive regulation of transcription by RNA polymerase II; hippo signaling. Gene Ontology annotation, cellular component: cytoplasm; nucleus. The transcript has 6 exons. Gene Ontology annotation, molecular function: protein binding; transcription coactivator activity. NCBI's taxonomy places the organism in Eukaryota, Metazoa, Chordata, Amphibia, Anura, Pelobatidae. Bases 520 to 1710 code for a protein of 396 amino acids.
UCUGUGAGGAGGAGGUUCAGGAGGGCAGGGCAGGCUCCGGCUGUUGUGCUUCCUACGCACAGAUUGCAGCUCAUGCAUAAUUCAGGACAGAAGAAAAAAAAGUUUCUGCCCAGAGACGCCUCUCCCUGUCCCUUCCUGAGAGCUGCUAGCUUCUUGACUCUGUUUAAGGCGUCCAGAAGGCGCUCAGAGCCUGUGGACCAGGGAUCUCAGACACCCCACGCAAGCAGGCUUUUUAUUGGACAUUCAUUGCCCCUGGGAGCUGAUCCAGGUCCGGGAGAGAAGACCUUUCCCUGGCUGACGUCACAAUGCACUUCAUUGGAACUUUCAGCCUAUCAACGUUCUAAUUGUUCUAGAAGACUGAUUGUUAUUAUUAGGCUCCUCAAGCAACUUUUCCCAAGUUUCCUAUUGAUUAUUUAUUAGGUUCGUUGCGCAAUCCACGCUUCCUUGGGCUCCUGUGUUGACAUCAGGAGGUCUGAGCUGGUUUAGACACAGUCUGCUGCUGUGUUUCUGCUUGGGAAAAUGAACUCCAAUCAAGGCACAGAUCUUCCUCCACCAGGGCAUCAGUUCAUCCAUGUCACCCAGGAUCUGGACACCGAUUUGGAAGCUCUCUUUAAUUCGGUGAUGAACCCAAAGCCCAGUUCCUGGAGAAAGAAGAUUCUUCCUGAGUCCUUCUUCAUGGAACCCGAUUCUGGAUCCCAUUCUAGACAGUCCAGCACCGAUUCGGGAAGUCACCCCCCAAGGCUGGGAAUCCAGCAUUUCCGAUCUCAGUCAUCCCCUGCUUCAUUUCAACUGGGAGUAAGUACCGGGUCUGCCCCGAGUCCGGCUCAGCAGCAUGCUCACCUCCGCCAGCAAUCGUAUGAUGUGACAGAUGAGCUGCCCCUGCCACCCGGCUGGGAGAUGGCAUACACCCACACUGGGCAGAGAUACUUCUUGAACCAUAUGGAAAAAAUCACUACAUGGCAAGAUCCCAGGAAAACAAUGACCCAACCAAUGGCUCACCUAAACCACCAUCCAGUUACCACAUCCACACCAAUGAGCCAAAGAUCACUGGCAAUGUCUCAACCAAACCUGGUGAUGAAUCAUCAGCAUCAACAGCAACAGAUGACUCCCAGCCCAGCCAUAUCCCAACAGACUCACCCCAGCCAGAACCAUCAAGCAGGCCUGAUCAGCUUACCCAACGCCAUUACUACCCAACAGCAACAGCAGCAAAAACUCAGACUCCAGAGAAUCCAGAUGGAGAGAGAACGGAUCCGAAUGCGCCAGGAAGAAUUGUUGCGACAGGAAGCUGCAUUAUGCCGACAACUUCCUGUGGACUCUGAAAACAUGGCUCCUGUUCAGACCUCAGUGAGCCCACCUGCCAUGCCUCAGGAAAUCCGAUCUAUAACAAACAAUGGAUCUGACCCUUUCCUCAACAGUGGGCCAUAUCACUCCAGAGAACAAAGCACGGACAGCGGACUAGGUCUGGGGUGUUACAGCAUACCGACAACACCUGAAGAUUUCCUAAAUAAUAUGGAAGAAAUGGAAACAGGCGAGAUUUUGGUCCAGCCAACUUUGAAUAUGAACCAACAAACACGUUUUCCAGAUUUUCUCGAUGCUCUGCCAGGAACAAACGUCGACUUGGGAACCCUAGAGUCUGAAGAUUUGAUUCCUAGUCUCAAUGACGUGGAGUGCGUGCUGAACAAAAAUGACACCUACCUAACCUGGCUGUAGUCUGCUCUCGGGAUGCCUUGUAUUUUUUUCCUUUUUUCUUUUUUUUUUUUCCUUUUU